AGUGGUCACCCCUCCUCCUGGGUGAACUUUUCACUACUGUAGUAAAGUUGACCAGCGCGGAGGUCACUGCGUCCCAGUGGCUCAACAGAACACGCCAGAAAGGCGCGUAUCUGAAGUUUUCCUCAGUGGUUUCUGUUCGUACUCUACCACUUUGUACCUGAAGGCGCGUGGCCGCGUGUUUAAAAAACACAUUUUACCGCUCGGACUGAGAUCUAGAACAGAGGGAUUUAGACUCUCUGAACAAGGCUCGUUUCGCACAGCUGGUUCACUAGGAUGGUGGCUUUGUAGCACCACAAGUGGAAAACCAAUUGACCUGUGUGCAGAAUUAGAGGCUCAAGCAUGGGUCCGCUUACGACUCCUAAAAAAGGGAGGGAAGUUGGUUCUAUGGAUCCCUGGACUCCAACCUCUAACCUUAAAAUGCUGAUCAGCGCAGCUAGUCCGGACAUCCGGAACCGAGAGAAAGAGCUGUACAUGGUCAAUACUGGACAGGAAGCUCUUGAAUCUAUACAGGAGAUUGAAAAUGGCGAAGAGUCAGAGAAAAUGGUUAGUAGGAAAGAGAAGAGCCUUGGUUUGCUCUGUCACAAGUUCCUCGCUCGCUACCCGGAUUAUCCAAACCCAUCACUUAACGACAUCUGCCUGGACGAUGUGGCCACUGAGCUCAAUGUGGAGCGCAGGCGCAUCUACGACAUCAUGAACGUUCUCGAGAGCCUGCACAUGGUGAGCCGCUCCGCAAAGAAUCGCUACACGUGGCACGGCCGGACCAAGCUGGCCCAGACGCUGGCCAUUCUGAAGCGGGUGGGUGAGGAGCACCGGUACAGCCAGCAGAUGCAGCAGAUCCGGCAGCGUCUCCAUGACAAGGAGUUUGACUUUGAGGUAGAUGAGAAGGAGAACGAGGACGUGGUGGAGCUGGAGGGCAGCGAGCAAGGACAGAAGGAGCUUUUCUUCAUUGAGCUCCCAGGAGUAGAAUUCAAAGCGGCCUCUGUUAACAGUCGGAAAGACAAAUCUCUACGUGUGAUGAGCCAGAAGUUUGUCAUGCUCUUUCUGGUGUCCAACCCCCGCGUGGUCAGUCUGGACGUGGCAGCCAAGAUCUUGAUCGGAGAAGACCAAGUGGCAGAUCAAGACAAGAACAAGUUCAAGACCAAAGUGCGUCGCCUUUAUGAUAUUGCCAAUGUGCUGCGGAGCUUGAAGCUCAUAGAGAAAGUCCAUGUGACGGAGGAGAGAGGGAGGAAACCGGCUUUUGAAUGGGUCGGCCCGGAAGAAUUCCUAGAUGUCCAACCAGACUUGAGCUCCGUAUCCCAAGAGGCAAAAAGUGUACUGGGAUCCCGGGGAUCUGUAGACAACUGUGCCAAAAAACUUUUUUCAUCCUCUGGUGCUAAACGCAGUUUCACACGUCACCCCUCCCUCAUAAAGUUGGCAAAAAGCAUUCAGGACGACAGACGACGGAUCAACUCUGCCCCCAGCAGUCCAGUCAGAAGUGAUCCACCAGAUGUGCCAAACAAAAUGGCCCAACUUGCUGCUAUUUGUAAAAUCAAACUUGAUCAAGAGGCUGAAAGUCCAAAGCCUGUCGCCGUGAGGCCUGAGACGGCUCCACUUUGUUCAAUGGAACCACCUCAGGCACUGUUGCUGACUCCAACCCAGGAGCCUGGACCCAACACUACUGUCCACCUCACCCCCCACACCCCGCUGGCAGCUCAGCCUGCAGGUUCUGUUGCUUACAUCCCAGCACAGUGUUCCCCUCUGAUCCCCAUCCUGUUACCGCCUCAACAAGGGUGCGGCUCCUACGCCGUCUACCUGCAACCUUCGUCUCUCAGGCCAAAUCCUCUAGCUCGCCCGCAGCCGACCAGCCUCGCGGUGCGAUCCAUGACCUUUGAGGACAAGACUGGGCUGAGCCCAUCGGGCCAGGCCGCACCUAAGAGCCAGCUGGCCACCAGGGCGUUAGACGUUAGCCCCUUGGAACUCAAACGGCAGCAUUCUAGUUCAACCACUGAGAGCAGCCCCUCAAAAGCCCAGAGGACUCACUCCAACCCCAAGAACGCGUCCCCAAAGCUGGGUGAUAUCCUCCAGGCCCGUCUAAAGACCCGUCGAAGCGGCCUCCUCUCUAACCGCCCGUCGCCGCGCGCUCUCCACCUGGAUCCAGAGUUUAUCAACACACCUGGCGGCGCCGCUGCCAGCCAGACGCUAGAACAGAGCUUGGAGAACCUCUUGGAAAAGGAGGAGAAAACGAUGAGCUCCGACAGCGAGGCCGGGUUAACGCCCGUUAGAGCCGUACCCCUCACACCGGGCCAGUUUCACACAGAGACUUUAGUGCCAGCCGGAUAUUUGAUCCCAAUCUCCCAGCAGUCCCUCACAAGCUUCAAGGAAAGUCAGAGUUCAGGUGUUGAAAGCAACAAGGCUUCAACUCCCACAUACAGCAUCUACCAAACUCCAACUGCAGGCUCCAGAGCAGCCCUGGUCCAGGAGGUCACACCCACCGGCCUGCACCGUCGCAGACCCGUGUCUUCAGCCUCCCCUCGCACCACCCAGCAGCCUCACCACCUGCACAGCCCCAGUCCUGCCAUCGUCAACUUCACCCUGCAGAACCUUGGUCUGAUCUCAGGGUCCAGCCCAGGAAGCGCCUUCGCUCCCCCUCAGACUCCAGAACGAGCAAACGCCCUGUCCAGCCCGCUGGCACUGCAGCAGAGAGGCAUGGUCUUCAUCAAGCCUGGGUCUCCUGUGCCGAUCCAUCAGUCUGUGCCUGCACAACCAGUGACUCUAAUCAGCGUACAGCAGCCUCUAAUGACCACCCCCAAGGGGACGGGGCUCCAGCACAGCUUCUUCCACACCCCGGUCCCCCUCUCGCCGCUCACUGCUGUAGUAGCCACCGGUGGACACCCCAUCGCCAAAACCGUUUACGUCCCUCAGAGGAAGCUGGACGUCGCCACCGAGGACUCCUGAAGGCGGCCUCGCUCCGUCGUGUACAUUGUGUGUUAACGGGUAUUGUGUUUGUGUGGCUGGGAGUUCCCUUUCUGGUUUUCUGUCUGUUUACCUUUCACAGUAUUCAUUACCUCUGCACAUUUCACAGCGUCCACCUACCACAGCCAACGCUACAAGGAGCUUCAGUGCAGACUUUCGCUGUGAACACUAUUGUCAUUGUGCUGCUGGUAGAAACUGUUGGCCAGGGUGAACUUUUCAUCAACUUAUUGCUGUUUUUUUUUCCGCCGUGUUUGUUUAGGUUUCGUUCAUUUGUGGGUUUUGUGGACACACUUUUAACAAAUUACCAGGAACAGUAAACGUCACAUCAGUGCUUUAAAAAAUGACAGUCAGUUCAGAUGGACGAGGACUGAAAGUCUCAUUAGAAUUGUUAAUAACAUUUGCACAUAUGUAUUUGUUAACUGUUACCCCUUGAAAAUUGAAUUGUUGAGAACAUGUGAAUAUUUGUUAUGCAGUCAAAGACUAAUCAGACAUUUUCAUAAGUUUAAUUUAUGAAAAAAUUGUCCUAAUUUCUGAUGUCCUGCUAAGAGAAGAAUGCUAAAUAAAUUUUAAUGUUCUUUCUAA
This is a messenger RNA of Betta splendens (Siamese fighting fish), 3534 nucleotides long. RefSeq names its product E2F transcription factor 8 (gene e2f8). Gene Ontology annotation, cellular component: RNA polymerase II transcription regulator complex. Gene Ontology annotation, molecular function: DNA-binding transcription factor activity, RNA polymerase II-specific; RNA polymerase II cis-regulatory region sequence-specific DNA binding. NCBI's taxonomy places the organism in Eukaryota, Metazoa, Chordata, Actinopteri, Anabantiformes, Osphronemidae. The record is from RefSeq and is a predicted model, not a curated record. The coding region runs from base 340 to 2934 and encodes 864 amino acids. The transcript has 13 exons. Gene Ontology annotation, biological process: regulation of transcription by RNA polymerase II.